This is a messenger RNA of Zea mays, 547 nucleotides long. Its product is annotated as 60S ribosomal protein L38-like. Gene Ontology annotation, cellular component: ribosome; cytosolic large ribosomal subunit. The record is from RefSeq and is marked validated. Gene Ontology annotation, biological process: protein-RNA complex assembly; translation. Gene Ontology annotation, molecular function: structural constituent of ribosome. NCBI's taxonomy places the organism in Eukaryota, Viridiplantae, Streptophyta, Magnoliopsida, Poales, Poaceae. The transcript has 3 exons. Bases 112 to 321 code for a protein of 69 amino acids.
AUCUUCAAACCCUAACCUUAACGCACUCUCCUAUAUCCGCCGCCAUCGUCUCGGGCUCUCAUCUCUAAUCUUCGGGUUCGCGUCGCAGUGUCUUCCGCCCGGGCUACCACCAUGCCGAAGCAGAUCCACGAGAUCAAGGACUUCCUGCUGACUGCGCGGCGGAAGGACGCACGGUCGGUGCGGAUCAAGCGGGCCAAGGACGCCGUCAAGUUCAAGGUGCGCUGCUCCAGGUACCUCUACACCCUCUGCGUCCACGACGCCGACAAGGCCAACAAGCUCAAGCAGUCGCUCCCGCCAGGUCUGACUGUCCAGGAGAUUUAAGGUAUCAAGCCACAAACUGUGCUUUUUUUGCGGUGUCAGGGACGUUUGCUCCAGUGUUACUUUAGUUUGUAGGUGGGCUCCAUUGCUGUGUUUGAAUGAAUUAUGAAGUUUGAGUUUGGGAUGCGAAUGAUGUGUCGAACCUAUGAGCCUGUGUUGUAAUGGUUACCCCAGACCGCAAAGGAUGGCAAUCUAUCAUAAGUUAAACUGAUUUCCGUGAUUUUCGCUU